Messenger RNA from Oncorhynchus nerka (sockeye salmon), 2198 nucleotides. RefSeq lists its product as uncharacterized. The transcript is spliced from 4 exons. The record is from RefSeq and is a predicted model, not a curated record. Bases 118 to 873 code for a protein of 251 amino acids. NCBI's taxonomy places the organism in Eukaryota, Metazoa, Chordata, Actinopteri, Salmoniformes, Salmonidae.
GACCCAGAAAAGAGAAGUUGCUCAACAGGAAACACAGACACAAUCAAACAUUUCACAUGUUAAUCUGUCCGUCCGUCUACCUAUCUAUUAUAUUCAUUGGAGCACCAUCUCAACACCAUGUCUCUCCUUUUAGGGUUUGGAUUGCUGACCUGCAUAGCAUCAUCAGAGCCCAGUGCUGAGACCUCUGUGUUUGUGCAGAAGGGACAGGAUGUUCGCCUGAAUGUCCAGACAAAUGUUCAACUCCAAGAUGUUGAUGUGAUAUUUUGGAGGUUUAACGGAUCAGUCAAUGUUGUAAAGUACCCCCCAAAAGUUACCUUUGAAAGGUACCAAGUUAGGGCUGAAUUGAUUGUGGGAGACUUCUCUCUGCUACUGAAGAACCUCCAGGAAGGAGACAGUGGACUUUAUGAUGCAGUAGUGUCUGGUAGCAAUGACAGAAAUGUUGCUACAUACGUGUUGGUAGUUCAAGAGAGAGUUGAGCCACCAGUCCUGACAGUGGACUCUGUCUCCUCCACCAAUGCCAUCUGUAAGGUGACUGUGACCUGCAGAGGCCAGAAAACCUCUGUCACCUCCAGCUGUAACAGCAGCACCUGCUCUCAGGUGGGAGGAGAGAGUAGAGGGGCUGAGACCUCCACUGUCCCCCUGCUCUCUGUCUAUGUGGCAGGGGGUUCCAUCAUAUGUAACCACAGCAACCAAGUCAGCUGGGCCAACGACACCAAGGAGAUAGUGGAACUUUGUCCUUUGAAAUCUGUGUCUCCCCCUGCUGGUAGCAUGUCUGUGUGCAUGCUGAAGAUCAUCCUGGUGUCUGUGGGGCUGGUCAUCAUGAUCUCUGCUGUCAUCACUGUCCACAUCAGGCACAGAUUCCACUGUGGAUAGAAUCAUGUGUAUUGUAUUUUUUGUACCUCAGACAAAGUGAUUUAGACUCAUGCUUCAUUACUGAAAAAGUAGAGAUUCAUGAUGAUUAUUAUCAGUAUUUUGUCUCAUCUGGUUUUCUAUUUGAAAUAAUUGUUGGUCAUACUGGUCUUAGCCAGUCAGUUGACUGCUCUUCCCACAUAAAGCCUCCAGUUCCUUCGAUGGAUGAUCGAUCAGUCAACCUACUUUUGUUGCCAAAUUUGACACCUUUUGGAAGCAGACAAUGCUCUAUAAGGAGGAUGGGAUCCACUCUUAUCACUUCUGUGUCUGGAUCCUGUCCAAACACUACAAGGCAGCGCUGAUGCAUUGACUGAUCAAAUCAAGCUCCUCAAAAUGUAUUUACUCCCAUUAAAUAUCAUUGAUAUCAUUCUGCCACAGCUUCUCAUGUUGAUAGGUGUAUUGUAAACAGUAAUUCUGUGCCUGCUAUUUUAAUUUCCAUUGACAGCUCUGUUAGCUCCCGUUAGCUCUGUUGUUAGCGCCACCUAUGCUAUUAAUAGUUUUACAGUAUAUCAAGCUAUCAUUUUGCUACAUGUGCUCAUAAGCAUAGUGUUUUUGUUAAUAGUUCUAUUGUACUGAUUUAUCUGAAUUCUUAUAUUAGCUCAGGAACCAGGAAGCCCAUUGUGGCUAGCUCAACCAGUUCUAUUGACUCUUGUGUCACCACGGAUACUCCUGCUGUUUUCAAAUCUCGCUGAAGGAUUGGACUGUUACAUUUAAAUGUGCCUAAUGUCUAAACUGGAUGUUCCGGGUGCAUGACACUAGUCCAGAUGUUUUGUUUAUCUCAAGACCCGGCUGAAUAAUUUGAUUUUAUUUCAUAAUUAAUAAACAUUAUGUUUUUAAUAAACAAACCGUUUUGUUGUUGUAUGUGUAUAUGAAGUGUAAUAUUGGGCUGUGAAUUACAACAUUUUAUACAUUUCAACUCCACUGUAUAUCUGAUAUGGUACUGCUGUCUUCAUUUACUUAAACCCAUCACCAUGUGUGUGAGGUGUAUACUUUUGUUUCAAAGUAGAUUUGUUCAAGACCAACAUGAAACACUCUGUGUGACUCUGAUUUAACCCACUGCAGUAAAAGGUUAGGAAUAUCUGUCUUGAGUUCAGUUUAUAACGAAAGCCACUUGGAUUAAUGUACAAAAAAAACAUGUUUUGACGUUAUCAUGACUCACCGUCCCCAUAAGUAUUUGGCUAGUGAUGUUUUUGUAAAUGAUAUCAGCGACCACUGCACUAUUGAUUGCAUUGGACGUACCAAAUUGAAAACCUCUGACCCUUGAAUAAUAAAGAGAAAUGUCAAAAGAA